GAAGGGCCCCAUAGCGUGGUGAGUCAGACGAGGCCAUCACCAUCGCCCAAGUGGCCCGUAUCGUCAACGUCUCUCGUUUCCAUUAUAAAUUUGCCCCCCUAAAAAAAAAGAGAGAAAAAUAAAAGAAUAAGAAGAAGAAGGCCGCGUUGCCCGAACAAGUGCCAAUAACUGCCAAAUAAAUGCUCAUCAACGCUCCCUGAUUCCUCGAUAAACCCCCCGAGUGUCAAAAAAGCUAUAGUGCACCCCGAAUAUGUGAUAGUGUCUCCUCGACUCCCGGAAUCUAGUGGAAAACCAGUGCAACUCCAUAUCGCUAACCCUUUAAAAAUUAAAAAACCCCCCGCGAUGUUUCACCACGAGUAUGAGAAACGUCUCCUGAAGCCGUACAACGAGGGAAAACGUGAAUCCCAGUCGAAUCCCAUGUCCCCGACUUAUUUGUCACCUACUAAAUCGACUAAUAGUUAUGAUCGUUUUAUUCCAACGCGUUCUGGGAAUAAUUGGUACACAACAUUUUCCAUGAUCUCUGAGAACAGUCGCAAUGGUCUUGUCCCGAAGAAGACGCGAGAGAAUGGAGAGGGAAGUCGUGAUGGUAUAGCGUAUUCGAGUCUGUUGAAAAAUGAAUUGCUUGGUGCGAGUAUUGAGGAUGUGAAGAGUCAGUCUGAGGAGCGUGGAAUUUACUCAGUCCUCCAGGGGAGAAAUCUCUUCAAGUAUGCAACACCACCCAAGGACAGGAGUCUUCUAGACCAGAGCUCACCGUAUUCACUUUCACCAUUGAGUGCCAAGAGCCAGAAGCUCCUCAGGUCACCCAGAAAGACAACUAGAAAAAUCUCCAGGAUUCCCUUCAAAGUGCUUGAUGCACCCGAGCUCCAGGACGACUUCUACCUCAAUCUUGUGGAUUGGUCUUCACAGAAUGUUCUCUCUGUGGGUCUUGGCAGCUGCGUCUACCUCUGGUCAGCCUGCACCAGUCAGGUCACCAGAUUAUGUGAUCUCACUGGUGAUGGAAAUUCUGUCACUUCUGUCGCCUGGAAUGAGAGGGGAAAUCUCGUGGCUGUUGGCACACAUGUGGGAUACAUCCAGGUAUGGGACGUGGCGGUGAACAAGCAGGUGGCUAAACUCCAAGGGCACAGUGCCAGGGUGGGAGCUCUAGCGUGGAAUGGUGAGGUGCUGUCUUCUGGCAGCCGUGAUCGACUGAUUCUCCAGAGGGACGUGAGGACACCCUGCGUCGUGGGGGAGAGAAGACUCGGUGCACACAGACAAGAGGUUUGUGGACUCAAAUGGUCACCAGAUAAUCAAUACCUCGCCUCUGGUGGCAAUGACAAUCGACUGUACGUCUGGAAUCUCCACUCGCUGUCACCAGUUCAAACUUACACCGAGCAUCUUGCUGCUGUCAAGGCCAUCGCCUGGUCACCUCAUCAUCAUGGGCUUCUGGCAUCUGGCGGUGGUACAGCUGAUCGUUGCAUCAGGUUCUGGAAUACACUCACUGGACAGCCAAUGCAGUGUGUCGAUACUGGCAGUCAGGUUUGCAAUUUGGCUUGGUCCAAGCACAGCUCUGAGCUCGUCAGCACUCAUGGCUAUUCCCAGAAUCAAAUUCUCGUUUGGAAGUAUCCCAGUUUGACUCAAGUUGCUAAACUCACUGGUCACUCUUAUCGCGUACUUUAUCUUGCUAUGUCACCUGAUGGCGAGGCUAUUGUCACUGGCGCUGGUGAUGAGACACUCAGGUUUUGGAAUGUUUUUAGUAAGGCUAGGAGUCAGAAGGAGAACAAGUCUGGGCUUAAUCUUUUUACUUCUAUUCGGUGAAUUCUUUUUUUUUGCUUUCACCAUUUUCAUUUUGGGGGGAUGCCUCGGGGGGUGGAAAUAAUUUGAAAAAAGGGGAAAUUCGACUUUUUUUAAUUUACCACUUCGGUAUUGAAAUGGAAAUCGGAACAUUUGACUCGUCGGUGGAUUAAAUGAUUUAUCCCACAUUUUUUGGUUGAAGUAUCAAAAUGAGUCGAUGAAACUCACGGAAAGUAGACUUUAAUUAUUUCUAUGUAUAUUCUAUACAUACCAAAUUAUUCAUCACAAUCCACUGAAAAUUAGAGUGCUCUAAUUAAAAUCAAUUUCGUGAAUCGAAUCUGGAGAAUUCGAUAAUUUAAAUGAAUACAGAAGUAAAAUGUAAAAUUCCACUUGUUCCCUACUUUAGAUUCGGAUAAAUAUCUCUGGACCCAAUAGAAAUAUUAAAAUUUUUUUAAAGGACUUGUUUUUAAGAGUGAAACAAAUUUGUCGAACCCUGCAAAAAAUACUUCAGCUAAAAUUCCGCUUCUCUCAGUUAGACUCAAAGAUAUUCCUAAUUAAUUAAAUCGACUCGUUACCCUUGACCUUUCCUGAAUAAAAUCAGCGAAGAGAAGAAGCACAAGCAAUUAAUAAGAGGAAAAAAGAAUUUCCAUCCCUCGCGGACAAUAAAAACAAGACCUCCCCAGUAUAAGCACGGCCUGCUGCAAUAAUCCCACGAAAUAAAAAGAAGAUAGAGCCCCAAUGAAUUUUUUACACCCUAACUCUUACACUAGCGUUUUUUUUUUGUGACUGAAGUGUCUGAUCAUCAAGGGCUGGUGAAAACCCCGGGGAAGUACGACUAAUAUACACAACAGCUUAAGAAUUUUUCACGGUAAUUUUCAUUUCGAUUUUUUAGUUAUCUAUUCAAGUCAUGUGUACAAAUUCAAGUCGAGAAAAGGAAUAAAGACGAUGAUUUGCGAGGAGCUACUAUUUAUAACAAAGAGGAAAUUAUAUUGAUAUAUAUGCAUAUUAUAAUAUAUAAUUAUUAUGUACUAACCAAUCAGCGUGGGUGUGUGAGUGUUGAAAUGAAUUUAGAUUUAUUGUGAGUCAAGGCUUGAAAUGAUUAUGAUUUAUCCUCACUGUUAGAGUCUCCAGCACUCAUAAAAUCAUUUCGUGGGUGAAGUGUCGAGCGAACGUUUGAGAACGUUCACCCCUCGGCAGUGCAAUUAUAAGAAAAUGUAUAAAUAUUCGGUGAGAGAGUGGUUUUCAUAGCUUUUUUUUUUGAAUAUUUUCAAGUGACUAUUGAUCGUUUAUAAGUAGCAUUAACAAAUGUGCAAAUUUACCCUUUUUGUAGGUCCUAGGGACGUAUUUUUGCUUUGUAAUAAGUUUUUCAUUUCUUAUGUCGCACUGAGUCUCAAUGUCGAUCCCUUCAACGAUAAUUCAUUGUUUUUCAUUAUUCGAAUGAUUCAUUGUGUUAUACUGGUCAUGUGGAGUGUAACGAGAGCUCGAGAAGUACAUGCAUUUAUCGAGAAUUCCGCUUGAGGAUACGAGAGAUAUGUAUAUUAGGACGAGAGUAACACACGGUAGAAGGCAUAAACUAAGUUUAUGUGUAAGGAACUGUUUUAUACGUAAGGGAAGGAAGUACAUAAAA
This is a messenger RNA of Fopius arisanus, 3397 nucleotides long. RefSeq names its product fizzy-related (gene fzr). Gene Ontology annotation, molecular function: ubiquitin ligase activator activity; anaphase-promoting complex binding; protein binding. Lineage: Eukaryota; Metazoa; Arthropoda; Insecta; Hymenoptera; Braconidae. Gene Ontology annotation, biological process: positive regulation of anaphase-promoting complex-dependent catabolic process; anaphase-promoting complex-dependent catabolic process; positive regulation of ubiquitin protein ligase activity. The record is from RefSeq and is a predicted model, not a curated record. Gene Ontology annotation, cellular component: anaphase-promoting complex. The transcript is spliced from 2 exons. Bases 343 to 1794 code for a protein of 483 amino acids.